AAGACAAGAUGUGGAGUGGGUUACUACCACCUGGCCUACACGAAAGUGAUGUCGACUCGAAUUCUGAAGACGAAGCCACCUCAGAACCGUCCGGACUUCACGGACAGGAAGCGAAUGAGGAGCAGAUGACUCGAAACCCUUGCACAGCCUCAGACUCACCGGCAGAUGGGCCAACGACAGAAGCAGAGGCAAACAUCAGUGCACGCGAAGAGUGUCCUUCCGGGAUUUCCUUAAAUAUGUGGAAUAAAUUUCAAGAAUUGCAGAAAAAGCAUACAGAACAGAAAACCGCAACCUCAAGAUUCCGGAGGAAAAGAGGAAGACGCCCCAGGAAAGGUAAAUUGAAGAAUGAAGAAGCCUCUCAAAGUGAACAGUUCCCAAAUGAAAAGCAGUGGAAGGAGCUCACUCAGUAUUUUGGGGCCAAUGAUAGGUUUGAUCCCCCUGUAAAAAAGAAAACCGUGGACAAGUCGGGUCUGGAGAAGCGCAUCGACCAGGCUGUGGAGGCCUGCGAUAUCGAGAAGGCUGAGGAGCUCAGCGACCAGCUGGCUACUCGGGAGCUUGGUGUUAAAAUCGCCAAAGCGAUCGCCUGCCACAACUUUGUGAAAGCCAAAAAGGAAGCGGAGAAUUCACAGGUGGUUCGCAAAAAGAAGAAGCUGGCGUGGGGAUUUGAAGCAAAGAAGAGAUGGGAAACCAAGAGCAACAUGGGCUAUAUGUGACUUGCCAGAGAGCUUCCAGAUCUUUCUAGACUGAGUCCCAGGGCUCCUCGAUGCCAUGGAGUGAUGAUCUUGUUUGUGUUAAAGAACACUGGGACGCUGGCAGAAGGGGACGGCUAAGCAUGGCAUUGGGGAGCUGAUUAUCCAGCCUCUGGGACCUCUUUCUAAGGAGCUUGAUCCUUCUGCGGCAGAGCCUUCUGUGCCUGGCUCAAGAUCAGCGAGCGACUCCCAGCGAAGGGAGGGGACGAGCAUGCUUAUAGAUGUUGGCCCACGGUGUCACCUCUCGUCGCCUUCAUGUCGGUGUGGGGUUUGGUCACCUUUCUUCUGGAACCUGGCUCUUCAAGGGGGGUAUUUGUUUAUAAUGGAUUGGUCGUAAGUGCUAAGAAAGUCUCGCUUGAUCCUGCCUUUUACCCGUGGCUCUAACCACCUUAGCACAUGAUAAAGGUAAUUAUUGACUCUUUCCUGGGAGACGGCAGAGUUGAUAUUUCACAGCUACAUGGUGAAAGCACUUUUUGUGUACUGUCAGAUAAACUAUUUCAAUAAAAAAUACUGUAAGACUGCA
Messenger RNA from Echinops telfairi (small Madagascar hedgehog), 1272 nucleotides. RefSeq names its product family with sequence similarity 204 member A (gene FAM204A). Bases 9 to 713 code for a protein of 234 amino acids. The record is from RefSeq and is a predicted model, not a curated record. The transcript has 7 exons. NCBI's taxonomy places the organism in Eukaryota, Metazoa, Chordata, Mammalia, Afrosoricida, Tenrecidae.